AAGGAAAAUAUUUUGGUGAAAUUUUGGGCAUAUUUUUUAAAUUAUGUGCCUUUCGGACAAAACGAACAAAGGUAUCGUUUAGUAUAAAUAGUAUUAUUUAGUUCCCCGUUUUAUAAACUAUGGAAAUUGCAAAGGAUCAAACGAAGAAAAAGAAGAAAAACAAAGGAAAUAAAGCCGGUACUCACAAUCAAGAUUAUACUUCCACUGAUAAUCAGGAAUAUUUUGAAUCGGUCGCCGCGAGCUCAGUCGAAUGCAUUCCUACUAUAGAAUGCAGCACAUCCUCUGACAAAACCAAAUUAGAAACGAAUCAUUUCACAGACAUUUCAGGCAUUCAAGAAACUAACGACAAUGGGGAAAUAAUCAAUCAAAAUGAGUCUACGUCCAUUAUUCAAGAUAGCAAAAAGAUGCCUGAUAAUCAAAUCGUGUCUAUAGAGAGUGAUUCUGAAACGAACAAAAAAGACGAAAUAUUAGAAUUGCACAUCAGUGAAAAUUCCAGUAAUUUAGAAACUUUAAUACUUGAAGAGGAAAAUGCUGAAAAACCCAUCAGACUCGAGAAAGUCCUCAACGAUAACAAACAAUUAGUGAAAGAAAUAAAAAUGACUGAAACAAUUAACGAAAAUGACAUAGAAGAGAUUCAAUUGGACAUAAAACCAUAUACAGAAUCUCAACUAAGUGCGCUCUAUUACAAUCAGGAAUUAGUCACAUUAGAAACCUUCAUUGAUCAAUACGUUAACGCUGAAUUGAAAGGUACAACAAUGAAACAACAUCCUCUGCACGAAUUGCUAACAAACUAUCUAAAAAUCCGCGAGAGAAUAACGGGAAACACUUUGGAAUUGGAACAAAUCCGGAAGGAGUACAAAGCUAACCAAGAAAAUCUCUGGACAGGGGAAACUGUUACGGUCACAGGCAAAGGAAUGUGCCAGGAUGGAACGGCCGUUUCCGCUUCACAUAGCUACAAUCGCAGCAUCUUCCACAGAUCCGUGUUCCAGAAUAUCGUACGGAUAUUAGGAAACGUACAGGAUUUGACUUACGAAAAUCAUACACUUUAUACUUACUCUGCCGAGGACUUGAGACUUCAGAUCGAACUGUAUCUUCAAAGUGUAAUGCACAACUGCAUGAACGUGACCCAGUUAUCGAAAGAUGCUGCUGUAGCGUUGACAAUUCAAGAUGAACCUGCACAUCUUAAGCCGUAUUUCGGGGAACUUCGAAUGUGCAUCUCUAUCCUUUUUUCUUUCCAAAGGAAGCUGAUUAGAGAGAGCCAGUUUAUCAAGGAAACCAGAUGUUGGCUGUCCCAUUUAGUAGCAAUCUUGUUAAGGAUCGCCAAUUAUCAAGAUCAUUUAUUUAUAUUGAAUCACAUUUUAAGGUGUCCUGCUGGGGUUGGUUCCUGGGCGUCGUCGUUCGUUCAAACUCCUUUAGAAUUAAAUAACACCGAUUCGCCUUUCGCGAACUUUCAAAUCAACCAUCUGUUGACGAUAUUUUCCGCCAUUCUAACGCCUGUUGUUAGCAGAGAGCAAUUUCUAGAGGAUUUAUCAGUGAAAAACGACGCGUGCGCCGAAGCUAUAUGGGUUAUGGUGGAUUCCGAUGGCGAAGAAGACGACGAAGAAGCCUCCAUUAAACCUCUAAAAGAGAACGAUUUAGUGGCUUUGUUGAAUCAGUUGCCUUUAGACGAUUUAUUUAGGAAUAUUUUACUUAUCAGACAGAAAAACUUUCAGGAUGUGUACGAUGUCGAAUCGAUAACCGAACACCAUAUUUUAAGAUACUUGGCUUUUUCUACAGUAGUAUUAAAAAUAUUAUACAAAGGCAUCCAGACGUACAGUCAGCCCAGGUACAAUCAAUUUUCGAAGCGGCUGAGUCGCUUCAUAAGGCACGUAGCUCAAUACGCCACCGAUCAAUGGGAACAAUUUCUAAUGGUGCAAAGAUUAGACGACAAAGCGAUGCUGCACCGUCUGCAAGUCGAAUACGACGCGUUCUUCCUGCGCGCCAUUUAUUACUUGUAUUCUUCCCAAAAACUCGGCGCUUGGCAAUUCCUCGCCGUCAUUCCCUACAACAUGGUAUCGAUAAAAACCCUGUGGAAGGUGUUUUUCUUCCUUCACAGCACCGACGAUCAGGCCGUGGACAUUCUGAAUCCGCACGCGAAGGACGAUUACAGCAGGAAAAUUUGGGAGAAGGAACUGAGGGGGCAAUUCGAGGAGAAAUUGGGUUGCCUAGAGGAUGCUGAAGUGUAUUAUUUGCUGAAUACGUUCGCGAAUAUGGCGCUGGCACGCGGCGACGCCGACAUGGGCUUCAUUCACUCGGCUACAUUGGAUUUGUUGCAUGUGGGAUUUUUGAACGCGGCCACGCAGGAAUCUUGCUCGAAAUCGGCGAGAAUCCUACUAACUCACGUCACUUCGAAACAUCCCCAUUUGCUUUCCAAUAUUCUAAAAGAAGUGAAAGAUAACAUGGAUAAAAUCGGCGCUUUGUCGCUCUAUUUAUACGAAGAAUUACCGUUAUCCAUAUGGAGGCUCAGCGAUAACGAUUUGGAAUUGAUUUCGAGAUUGCUUCUAAACAAUCCCAUGGGUAGCUACGAGAGCAAAUUGUCCCGGAUGAUACUAUCGAGGUUGAAUUGGGAUCGAAUACCGUACGAAAUCCAUUGCGAAGUAGCCCUGCUGGUCGUCCAAUGCGCCUUCCAAGAACCCGGCAUCGAAAAUUGGGCCUGGCAAACCGUUCUAAGACUGAAAUUGCACAUCAGCGACAAAGCUUUCACCGAAAUCGGUCGAGUACAAGACCUGGAGCGUUUCGACGUGCUCACGAAAGGCGUCAGGGAGCAAAACUGCCUGGCCGUAUUCGUGUCGCUCCUGAUGACCUCCUGGGGCCACAUGGUACCUCUCGUCUGCACCAAAGGCCUCGCGCAGUUGCUCUACUUGCAAUCGCAGCAGAAACACGAAGCCGUACUGUUCGCCCUCUACCUCAUCGUGCCGAUAUUCGUGCACUCGCAGGAGUGCAUGAUCAACCUGGAGAAGUUCCAAGAGAUCCUAAUGAACCUGUUAAACGCCGAUAGGGGCUACGUGUCUAUGGCGAAGAGUUUGGUCUAUUCCCAGAAUACCGUGUUGCAACAGUUCGGUAACAUGAUAGAAUCGCAGAUCGUGAAUUACAGUUAUUACGGCUUGGAUAGUCCCCGUUAUCUCGUCAGAUUGUGGACGAAUUCGUUAGUUUCCAUGUCCGGUUGGAACAAAGAUAUGGGUAUAAUGCACCUAAUGGAUGUCAUAGUUCGAACAGCCUUCCUCUACAGCGACACCAUCGAUACCGUUUACGAUAUUCUAAGGGAUCUCUCGCAGGCGAACACGCCGCAGGAGAGUCCAGGCGCGAUAAGUUCCCUAUUCAAGUGGGUGUCUAGCAACAAUUCCAACGGUAGUUUAAUAUCGAAUUCGCUCUCCGCCUUCACCUGGCUGGCCUAUUUGACUAUAUCCGUGGAGCACGAAGAACGGGAGCGCCGCACCGGUUUAUGGAACGAAAUCCUCGUGCAAUUGAGCAAACAAAAGGGGAAAAUCAACGUAGAUUUAGCCAUCAAGAAAGCAGCGAGUUCUUUGAAAAUACCAUCGUUCGUGUCGAGUUACCUGUGCAUAUACCGCUGGGCCCAGCAGGCGCUGGAUACGCCGUUGGACCAUCCGCUGUUGCCGCUUCUUUGGCAGAAAUUCUUCAAUUUAUUUCUGGCGCGCAUACCCAAUCCCAGUAUAGUCGAGAAAUCGUGCGUCGGCGAAAAAUUCUUCGACGGUUUGGUGAACUUCGGUUUCUUCAAGAGGAUAAAGCGAAGAUUGCAACAGUCCAUCGAAUAUUUCAGGGAUAAGAUCGAUGUUAAAGACGAGGAAAACGAGGAGCUUUCGAAGAAACCCUUCUACCAGUCCUGCGAGAGGAUAUUCAGGGCUUAUUCGCUGUGGUUGGAAGAGCCCAGGUUGCAAGAGAACAAUCUUUUGUUGAAAAAUCUCCCGCCACAAUACGAACCGGACCGAUUGAUUAGGAUAAUGCAAGGCGAAAAUACGCCCUGGAUGGAUUUCCUCGACAUAGAAAAACUAACGAGCCAACAACAAUCGCACGUCCGCGUGUGGAGAAUCAACAAUUUCAGGGAAAAAACCAACGUCAAUCGACCGCUAUUGAACCCCGAAAGCAACGAUCCCAUCCAAAGAAUCAUCGCCAGGCUAUCCUCCUACGACAAGCCCAAGCCGGCCCCGACCGUCGCCUUCUCCGCCCCCGUCGUGCCCAACAUAGAAUUCGGCAACGCCGAGGAGAUGUUCAAAUCGCUCGAACAAUGCUUCAAAACGCUCAAGCAGUGCGCCCACAACCACGCGCUCAAACUGUCCGAACAGAAGGCCUUGGACAGCGCCUACAAGGAGCUGGCGCCCCAGCUCUACCGAUCCGUGCUCAAUCGGGUCAAGAAGAAAGUGCCUUGCAAAGGGAGGAAUCAAACGUGCUACUGCGCCGGAGCGGCGGAGAUUGUACUAGAAAUGCAGGAAGCGAGGAUUAACGAGAGGAUAGACCAUCAAAUAACAUCGAACAGGAGUACUUACGAGUCUUUAUUGGCCCAAGCCUUGCAGCCCGCUUCGUUGAAUUUAUGCUCGGCUUCGGUGACUCUACAGAAAACCAUCAGUACGCUACAAGGUCAGCUCUAUUGUAAUCCGUGCACGGCCGAAUUGGGCGUGGAGCUCUUCUACCGCAUCCUGUCGAUGUUAAACGAGGAAAUCGAAGCCUAUCCGCCGACGAAGACGCUGUUUUCCGUGUGCCUGGAGCGGCUGGGCCAGUCGCACGUGCGCGCCGUCGAACGGGAAAUGCCCAGGCUGUUGAACAAAAUCCUGCAGGACCCGAAAGCUAGCGAACAUUUGGCCCCGCAUUUUUCGCCAGGCGACGCCGGCACCGCCAAUUUGCUGCUCAUGUACUCUACCAUAUGCAGGGACAUGGGACGCAAACACGACGUGGCGUUCGCUCUUCUAUCCAAAUUCGAAAUCGAGAAUUGGCUGGGCCGGAAGAACCCGAAGAUAAGCCAACGGUCCCAGUUGGUUCAACUCGUAGUCGAAGCGCUGACAAAAUUGGGCUACGAUCCGCCCGUGGAGGCGGCCACGUUGCAUUGCCUCUACCGCAGGCACCUGUUGCUUAUAUUCGAACACCAAUUUCCCGAGCACUACGGCGAGGUGUUGGUGUUGCUGUUGAAGGCCAGCUCGGCGAAUCCCGAGGCGAAUUCGUUGUCGGAGAGCGUGUGGAUGGACGUGUUGAAUUUUCUAUCGCAACCCGUUCCGUUGAAUCUGAAAGCUCCUCUAAGAGAUCAAUUGAGACAGUACGCGCAACACCAGAACGUUUUGCAGCAUCAAGAACUGCUCGAUACCGCCGAGUUACUGGCCAGGCACUUUACGCAGGAACGGCUGCAGUACGGGAUUUACGGCUUGUAUCCCAAAUGCCGGGUUUACAUGGACGUGUACACGCUGCUACUCGGCACCGUCGGGCACGGUAUUAUUGUUAGCAUGUUGAACACUCAUCAAGGUCUAUUGGGCGAUAAAUUGUGCGAGAAAAUAUGGCCGUACCUAAGGGACAUGUUCGCCCCGUGGCUGGUGCCGUACUCCAUGCAGAAUCUCAAGGAGAACAUGGCCUCGUGGAUUCAGCAAUUGGCUGAUGACAGAUCAGUGCUGUUGCCUUGGAUACCCGCUGAUACGGGGUUCGCUCAGAAAAUCCUGUGCUCUUUCAGGGAAUGCGUAUCGUUUGUGAUUCACACACUUCCCGCAUCGAGUAGCAUUUUGAGCUAUAUUUGGCAGUGGUACGUGACGUGUUACGCGCACAAAUCGGUGAAAGAUCACGUAUUAACCUCGGUGCACAAGACAUUCCUGACGUUCCCUUGGCACAAUUUCUGGCCUUCCGUCGUGGACGUUGAGUACAUGCUGAAAGUCGUUGACCAAUACCUGCCGGAGUGCCACGCUUUCUUGGGGCACGUUUUCACGUCGAUACAUUGGUCGAAUUGGCUGGGACAUUUAUCGGCGGCGCCCGAGAAGCUGCGAAUUCGAGUGCACGAGUGCUUCUUUAACCUAAUCGUUAAAUUGUGCAACGAGCCGAACGUUCGAAAGAACCAAUACGAACAGGCCAAAUCGCUGUUAAUCCAAGCCGAGCAAUUCGAUUGGACCAUUUUGGACGGUCCUCGCUACCAGUACGUCAUGGACUGGCUGGUCAUGAGCUGUGAUCCGUCUGUGAUAUUCAAAAACGAUCCGCUUGAUUUAGAUUAUAGAUUACUACAUUUUCUUAAAGUGGCGGCCGCCCCGACGCCGGAUAGCACCAUUAAGAGGCUGAUAUUCAUCAAAACUACCGUUAAGUUGCUUUCGGUUUAUUCGAAUCGCAACAAAUCGAGUAUAUCCAGAAAAGAACAAGAUAUAGCCGUGCUGGUAACGCGUCAAUUGAACGAUUUAGAGACGACCGUAAGCGACGAGAAUGAAUUGAUUAUGUUAUUAUCGGAGAUAUUGUGCACAUUAAAUAUAGACGAUGUGAAAUGCUUCGCUUUGGGCAGUUUUAUCAAAUGGAUCGAGAACAAACCAGGCAACGGGAUCGUCAUUAGGUCACUGUUGAAGACUUUGGGAACAGUUGUGACUGAUUACGAUAUAUUGGCUAGUCUCCUGGAAGUUACAAUCAGCAGCUAUUUUGUAAAUACAGUUUCAGAUGAUUUUCAACCCAAUUGGAGGGAAAUAGGCGAAUUAUUGAACAUAUCGAUACCCAAACAAACCGAAUUACAACAAUCCAUUUUGAACAAGAGCUGCUUACUAGCUUUAAACGCUAUUUUAGUGCAAAUGAUGUCUAAACAAAACAACACGGAAAUCCUGCUGAAUUUGUGCCUAGAGUGGCUGGUCAGCGUCAAAAUAAGUGAAUCAACGGAACCGAAAAUACCCCUAAUUUGGUGCGGAUUUUUAAUGCUAACCUUGCAGCACGCCGACAAAGACGAGCCCCACAGCGGAGCGGUGCUGCACAAAUUCGCCCGCAUCCUGCUGCAGAUAUCCGACGAAAAAGGGCCCGGGAAAUGGGGCCGGGGCAUACUCAGCGCCAUCGGGCUCAGCAAACAGGGCCCGGUGUCGGCGGAGUUCAAGUUUCUCUGUCGAGCUCUGGCCGGGUACGUUUUGGCGCAGUUGCCCGAGAUGAAGGGCGAGCCGCAGGCGGUGAGGAAAUUCGCCAAUGCUCCUGCUAGGGUCGGGCAAAGCGGGGGAAAUACCGAGUGCGUUAAGGUGUUGUUGACUAUGGAUUUCGGACAAUCCCAGGGGAAGAUUAAAGAGUGCGCUGAGCUGUCUUUGAAGCAGAUACAAGACUCGAAUAAUUCGUUGCACAACGCGCGGAAAUUCGUAAUGCUUUUAGUUAAGCAGUUUUACACGAAGCCGUAUUUAAUUGAUAUCGGUUAAUAAUUAAUUUGUAAUACAUUAUUAUUGAUUUUGUAUUGGUUACCUUUCGGCGCCAAAGAUUUCGCAGACUUUUUCGUUAUUUUUUGCCGAGUUUAAUUAGUAUUAACGAAUUUUAUAUUAUAAAAAUAACAGCGGAUGGAAUUUUAAGUGUUAAGAUUAAUUUUUUCGGUUAUCGUUCUUUAUAUUAUUCUAAUAUUGAAUAGGUUUCAAUAAAAAUAUAUAGUGAUUAUUUUGGUGAUAAAUCGUU
Phyllotreta striolata is the source of this 7638-nucleotide messenger RNA. The record is from the annotation of a GenBank genome assembly. Lineage: Eukaryota; Metazoa; Arthropoda; Insecta; Coleoptera; Chrysomelidae.